Musca vetustissima is the source of this 11578-nucleotide messenger RNA. RefSeq names its product lysosomal-trafficking regulator (gene mv). The transcript is spliced from 21 exons. The record is from RefSeq and is a predicted model, not a curated record. Gene Ontology annotation, molecular function: protein binding. NCBI's taxonomy places the organism in Eukaryota, Metazoa, Arthropoda, Insecta, Diptera, Muscidae. Bases 1 to 11562 code for a protein of 3853 amino acids.
AUGGAAACUAUAUAUACUGAUGGCGGUGGUGGUGGUAAUCAUCAAACAAGUUAUCAUGAAGAAUAUGAACUAUUAUUCGAUACUUUAAAACUCAUUUGGCAUAAUUAUAUGCAGGAGACUGCUAAUGAUGGCGGUGAUAUCGAUAUCAAACAACAUUGGUUACAACUUUUUCUAUAUAAUUUUCAGUUUUGUCAAAAGGAAUUGCUGGAAAAUGAGUCGUUUAAAAUCUUUUUCAAUCCAAUUCCCGAAGAACUUUGUUCCUAUCUAUUAGAACAAGUUUAUGAAAUAAUUAGUAAAUCAGAUUUAUAUGCACCGUCUGUGACAGAUUUGAAAACAACAAAAUCGGAUUUCGAAGAUAAACAAAACCAGCCACAAGAGAAAAAUAAACAGUUUUUGCAAUUACUCAAAAGAAAUCAUAAUUUUACCCAGCUUAUUUUGAGACAGCCCAGUGAUUGUAGUAAAAUAAUAGCUUUGCGUCAAUUUUUAACCCAUCAAUUGGGACAACAUUUAUUGCAUUUUUUGUUAAAGAUUGAUAUAAAGUUGGUCGCCUCACAAAAUGGCUUAUGUAAUCUAUGCAUAAAUCUUUUUCCCAAUUGUCCAUGGGAUCAGCAGAUUCAGCCUUUAACCGACGACUGUAAUAUAUUCGGUUUUAUCGGCAAUUUACAAUUGUUACAGAAAACAAAAAAUAAAAGCUUUACUGAAGAACAUGAAAAAGUUAUUGGCAGACAAUAUGAUCCCAGUGCCACACAACGUAUGCUGCGGGAAUUUCCUCAAACUUAUCAACAUUUUCAAAACCAAACAAAAACCAGUGAUGAAAUUGCUUUGCUUCUAAUUCAGCUACUAAUGAAAUGUAUCGAAAGCGAAGCACAUAGUGUACAUUCAGAUCAGUCGGUUUUCAUAUUGACACUCAAUUUUAGUUUGGAUUGCUUACGAGUGGACAAUCAAGUAUUUUCCUCCACACACAAUGCUGAAAUUAUAAAAUCUUAUUUGCUGAAAUUGAAUGAGAUGUGUCUGAGCAAUUUGUUUGCUCUUACCGAACAUGGACUUAACGACAUACAAUUCCAGUGUAUUUUUGCCAAAUUAAUUGCCGCCUUGGAAAGUAAUGCUGAGACGCCGAAAUUGCUCUAUGCCCUAAUAUAUCUCAUAUUUGCCAUUCUUCACAAUGUGGUGUGCAUCUAUACACAAAAGUCAUUAUGGAAUUCCAAAAUAAAUUUAUAUAAUUUAAAAUUUAUUGAUGAAACGGUAAUAGACACCUGUCUUUCGACCCUUGAUGAUUUAUUGAGACAUCACAAACCCGUAGAACAACAUGUGGGCGAGGAGUUGGAGCGUUUGUUUCUAAUUAUAUUUCGUUGUCUUUUGAAGAUUAUUGAAAAUCUCAAGAAAUACGACCAAUUCCUAUCUGCUGCAUCCGCGCACAACUCGUAUUCCAAUCACAAUCAACAUAAUACGGUUAAAAUACGCACAGGUCUCAGUCAUCGUAAAAUGAAAACUAAACAAUUGCAUUGUUUGUCUUCAUUGCCGAGAUUAACCUGCUACUUUCAGAAUAUAGUAAUUACUUUGUUACCAACCCUACCCAAGGACUUGCAAGAACACUCAAUGCUGUAUUUGGCGAGAUCCGGUCUGUGCUGUUGUCAUUACAAGUUGUCCCUUUGCAACACAAUACUGAAUUCGAUUUUCAAUUUAUCAACAUAUUAUCAGAAGUGUGCCUAUAAAUUUUUAUAUUACAAAUUAAUAUCCACCAUAUUUCUAAGAUGUCCCCUCGAAAUGGCAACAACAUCGAAAGCUAGCAUGGAUGGAGGUUGUUCCAAAUGUGAUGUCAAAUUGAAAUCGCCCGAAUUUCAUGAAGGCCUACUGCAAAUCUAUAAAACAUUUUACGGUAAACUUGUACAUAAUGUGGAGGAUUUAACACAUCUAAUAUUUUUCUUAAAACAUCUGAAGCAUUUGUCACAUCUGUUGACAAAUGACAUUGCUUCUGGGAUAUUAGCUGAAAUAGUAUUGCCCAUAUUUCGAGAUUACAAAAUAAAACUAUUUGCCAAAAAGGAUGCAAUUAAUCAUUCUCCACAGCACACAUUAAAAUUUUGGCAAAGGACUUCAUCCUCUAACAAAACUCCAAAGAACAUUAAAGGUCCACCAGAACUGCACUUGAUUAUAAAUCACAAUGACACCUGUCUGAAGGAGGAAUACAACAAACUGUUAAACGAAUGCCUUAACAUCUUUACGAUGUAUUUAAGAGAUAUACGCCUAAUCAAAGCCUUCUACAAUGAGGAAAAUAUUCGACACUUAGAAGACCUUUUAAAGGAACCAUUUCUCAUAAGAGGAGUUUGUGAUCUCAUUAAGAUUGGAAUUGAUAAUAUAACAUUUUUGGGUGAUACGAAUCAGGAGCAAUCUAUAUUAAGUCGAAGGCUGAUAACGUUACAAUUUAAUAGUUCCGAAAGGGCACAACUCUUGUUCAACGGUCUAAUCCAUAGAGUGAAACAAUUGAAUACAAGCUAUAGCAAAGACUUUUGGUUAGACAAUGCCAACACUGCUGGAACUCCGCACGAGGACAGUGAUCUCAAAUUAAAAACUGUGGAUAUUCUACACAUUGUCGCACUGCAAUGGACUCUAAAUUAUGAGCUGCUCAAAACUAGUCAAUAUUUUUACAAUGAAUUUGCCAAAAUCUACUCCAUUUCCCACGAGGAAGACGAAGAGGAGGAACCAAGUCCAAGAGAGAAUGUUGAUGAUGAGUCAUCAAUUAGUACUGAAAUUAAUUCCAAUAUAACGCUUAAACCUGGCGAUAAGACAAUUUUAGAUAUACUACAGCUAAAUUGUAAUGCCCUGAAUGCUUUUCUAAUGCUGGCACCCAAAAAGUGUUGCCCCAAAAAAAUUAUCGUCAGUAAAGUAAACAAAGAUUUCGAUUCUUCAUGGGAAUUAAUAGAAACCUUUAUUGAUUCAAUUCACAAACCAACAACAACGUUGUCAAUUUCUAGUACAUCGUCAUCGGCAUCGACGAUAGACAGCAACGCCACAACCACAAGACUUUUAUUUGAAGAUUUAACGUUUAGUACACAUUCAAGUGCAUCACAAAUAACAUCACAUUUAAGCAUCGCGGAUUUUACACAUUUUAAUGAACUGAAUAAUUUUUCGUUUCUGAAACAAUUACAACAACGCAAAGGGUUAGAAUCCUUUACGCCAAAUAAUUCGCUCGAUGAAAGUAUUAUUUUAUUUGACAUAAGAAAUCACAGUCAAAGUUCAGCUAAUGACCGCCAGCAACCCAAAAAUACAAAUGUGUAUUAUUACAAGUAUUGUUCUUCUGCCAGUGACCCUAACAGCACACUAAAAAGCCACACCGACGCCUUUUUACUGAGCAAUGAAUCGGAAAACGAAGGAAUUCUAAAUAAGCUUUUCCACAUUUUCGGUUCAAUAUUCACUGGUAGUCAUUCAAAUUCAUUUGUGGACUUGGAUAAGAGCACAUCAUCGUCGCCAGCACCACCAGCCGUAGCGGAUAUCGACAUUGAUGAAGAUUUGCAGCCACUGUUUGACACACACGGUGAUUGUAAGAAGUUGUUGUUGAAAUUAUUUGAAGCUACAAUGGCCAUUUGUGUAAAGGGCUAUCAGAAUGAAGAAGUAGAAAAAAUGCAAAAACAUUUGCGCAAAUUAAAAAUGGUUAUACUAGCGAAUGCAGCCAAAAAUUGGGAACAGCAUGCCGAAGAACAUAAUCGUGAAAAUACAGUUUUGCAAACAUUACAAUGCCUACUUAAAAUUGCCGAACUUUCCAAUAUGAGUAAUGAACCCGCAGCUGUCGUAACAAGUACCAGUGUUUUAACAUCAGUUACCGCAGAUGAGCAUACACAACACAAUUUGGAUUUGAGCACAAGAAGAAAAUCAUGUAAUAGUUCACGUGUCUGCGGUCAAUGGAUAUCAUAUAACUAUCCAUUGUUAUCUACCGGACUACCGAGCAAAAAUACUCUGGCAACUCCCAUUACACCCUCACAACCCCGACCACUUUCAGGCGAAAGUGGUGACGUUGAUUAUUUCUCAACAAGAGCUUCAAUGAAUUGUCCUGACAGUGAAUUGGAGCUAAGCGAAAACGAUCAAGAUGAUUUCUAUUUAACCGCCGACGAAGGAUAUGAAGCUGAUGGUGAAAUACAAGAUUUAUCCGAAAUGGAAGCACUUUCAGAAGUUGGCGAUCUAUGGCAUUCAUUCCAGCCGUCUUCACGUUAUCGUACACAUAUCCUACACGAAGGCAUUUGUCGUCUGGUCGUUGACAUUCUAAUCGAACUUAGUCAAAAAUGUUGUGAAAGUCCGGUUUCCGGCUGGUGUGAUAAUUUAGCACAAUUGGUGAAUCGUCUAUUUGUGAUACGCGAAUAUUUGGGUGGUCCACUAUUUCUUCUUAAAGGAUUUGCUCCGAUUUUGAAGUGUAACGACAUUCGUCUACGGGAACUGCAGCAGUGUAUAUUGGAAUUAAUAGUCGAUUUAAAUUCACCAGAAGUUCUAACCGUAUUUUUCAGUAUAUUAUCAUCGAAAAAUCCUCCUGUCGAUAUUUUGGUUAAAUAUAUGCAUUACAUAUGCUCAAAUACGUUGAAAAAAUGUCCAGCAAGCGUAGAGUUGGAAUUUCCCAUCGGUAAUGAUGAAAUAUGUGUAUCUACGGCUGAAAAAGAACCAACAGAGGCCAUUGAACGUAUACGAUACUAUCACUUAUCACGAAAAGCAUGUACACCAUUAACUCGUUCCCCGUGUAUUCUGCCCUUAACACACACUCGUUUAUGGACACCUGAAGGAUUUACAAUUUCAUUUUGGCUAUUUGCAAAAGGAUCGCAGAACCACAAAAGUGCCAGUCAAAUAAUUGACGAUGAUACACGGUCAUCAAACGACAUUUAUACGAAAACCCAUAUCAUAUCGAUUGGUACUAAUCAAGCCAUGUUGAGCGUAUUUUUAAAUAAUAACUUACAUUUGGUAUUUGAAACGUGUAAACCGAAUGCAGAAACAAUACGCAACACCAAUGUGAACAUGGAUGAAACUGCAUCCGAAACAAAACAGGAAUAUGCUGCAUGUAAAAAUCCCACACUAAGUCCAGAAGUGAAACGAAAUCGAAGAACGAACAACAUUGAAAGUCCAGACAUGCUGGAAUGUCAUGAAAUGGAUGUGUUUUCUGCAAAAACCCACACACCCUCACCAAUUUCUAAGGCAUUGAAGCAAACCAAAAAUGUCAUACUCAAUAGCUUUAGUAAUAUGCAUUUGUUCAACGGACACUCGGAAUCGCCCGAAUACUUUGAGAGUGCCCAGGUGGAUUUGAAACAAUUUCGCAUGAAUCGUAAUAAAUGGACACAUUUCACAAUAGCCGUUGAAAUGGUUAAUGAUUCUUUGGAGUUGUGCGUGCACAUAGAUGGCCUGGAGCAAUAUCGGCUUUCCCUGCAAUUCAAUAAUAUACGUUUGCUAACACGAACUCACACCUUCCAGGCAAUUGCUUUAGGAGAUGGUAUUGUUUCGAAAUCUCCCAAUACUACAGAUUUUACAGGAUCACGUUCUACAUUGGAUAGUUUCCCGAUGCAUGUGUCAAUGACAAACCUAAUGCUGUUCAAUCGUUCUAUAACUUUAAAAGAUGUAAUAUUAAAUCUCACUGCUAUGGGUCCAGAUUUCAAUGAGCUAACACAAUGUCAUGUGGCCAAUUUAAAGCCCAAUUAUGCAUAUCUUAAUUUUUCGAAAUUGCAAUCGGCAUAUUUUUGUAAUUUUGCGGAUGCAAUGAAAUUGUUACGUGAAUCAAGAAUUUUAUCUUAUUCGGCUUCGCAACCGGAUGUUGUAAUGGCCUAUGACACCAGCAUGGAAUUGGAUAAUGUUGCAUAUGGUCGUCAAUAUGGUAUUAUGCGUUAUGGUGAAUUGCUUUGCAAUGAACUUCAGUCUAUACAAAUAUCAACAAUCCUUUGUGGUGGUCUAUCGAAUCUACUAUACCUAUUCGCAAGGACUGUCGAAUUAACACCGAAUCCGACAACCCAAGCAUUGUCACUGGACAUCUUAUUAACAGUGGCAUUUUCAGAAUCACAGCUAUAUACCGAAUUUCAACGAAACGAUUAUAUCAGUCUCAUAGGGUAUGUCAUAAAAACCGAUAAAUGUAGUAAAGAUUGUCAAUUGCUUAGAAGUAUUGUAAAUAAUGCUUGCUCACAAACCUUGAUAUUGAAGAAAGGCGAUACACUGCAUAUUAACGAAACGACAAUAGCUACUGUAAUCUAUCCCAAAUUAUUGAUAUCUGUAUUACAUCGAUAUUCGGAUUGGCAUCGUUCUGGAGCAGAAAAUUCCGAUGUCUUAGAUAUGCUUUUCCAUUGUAUUCUUGCAUUGACACGAGAGAAACAUCCGCAAAGGGAUUUCAAUAUCGAACAAUUCAAUAAGGAAGGUCUAAUGAGAGAACUUUUAAAUUUGUUCAAAGUCUAUGUCAUAGAAUCGCCAAAUCCGGUAUUUAUAUCGAAAAAGGCAGCUGAAGCUUUUGUUGGUAUACUUUCGGUAUUUGCGGGCUCACCACCAAAGCCUAGUUUAUUGGAUGAAAUAAUGAAAUUACUCCUUUUGCUACAUAAACCCAGUGAAUGCUAUGUAACACACGACCGUUCCAAAUUCUAUUUCCUGCUAUCCUCAGAAAAACCAAUAAAGGAAAAAUCAUCUCUUAGUUCAGCAACGAAUUUUGGUAGAAAUUUUAAACAGAAUUUGACAAGGAGAACUCAACCUGGUGUUGCUAAACCAUUGGAACAAAUAAAUCUCAACUCAAAAUCCCAGUCAAAUUCAACCAAUAGUACUGAUAGCGAUACAGCUAGACAAGCUCGUAUUAAUCGCCUAAGGAAACUUCAUAGAAGUGUGUCGUCGUAUAGAAAAUCCCUGGAUGAAUUUGAAGAGAAUCUAGAUAAUGUGGCCGAUUGUUCCAAAUUAAAUAAGAAUGCUUUGCGCCUCGUUAAUCCUGAGGAAGCUUUAAAAUGGCGUACAAAAUUUAAGAAACAAAAAAUUGGCAAUUUCUCUGGCCAUAACACCCAUGUUGCUCCAACGGCACAUAGACAAUAUCGGAGUAAUGCUAGAGCGCAUCUACAUUACUCAUCGCCACGUCACAAAAUAAGGCGUAGAAGAAUCCGUUUGAAUGACAUGUCAUCGAAACGCGGGAUGGAUAUAAUAGAAACACCCAGAAAAUCGAAUAGCAGCAGUGGACAUUCAUUGGCAACACCUUCAUUUUUGGGAAACUUCUGUGAAUAUCCAAAUUUCAGUGCAGUUUUCAGUUCUAAGUCAAACCUGCAAAAUCGUAAACAUAGAACAUUGAUCAAAACCGAUUCGUACAGUUCUGUGGGUAUAGCAGCGUUGCAAAGUGGUCUUUUACUUCUACUUAAAGAUUUUCUGUGUCUCCUUCCUGAUAAUGAUAUCGAUGACGUACUGCAUCAUUAUAUAAAAGUUGAAUUCUUACUAGUGUUGGCAAACCAUCAAAGUUCAAAUGUACGCUCAGCCGUUAUAAAAUUAAUGGGCUCUCUAACACAGCGCCUGUAUCCACAAGAUAUUCAAGCUUGUACUAAGGCAUAUUAUCCUCAUCAUUUAGCCAAUCAAUUAGCAAUUGGCCUGUGUGAUUGUAGUAUGUUUGAAUCUUGUUUGGAAUGGGUUUGUGGAACCCUGGGAUCCCUACAGAAUAUUUUGAAAUGUAAUGUUCCAUUGUCGAUUCAACAACGUUUUGGUUUAAAUGCUCUAUUAGCUAUUGCAUCGAAAUCCGUUGCAUCAAGUACGUGCCAAACUAAUUUCAGUGAAAAUGCUUUUAAAAUACUAAAACGAUUAUAUGAAGGAGAAUCGGAUGACCAAUUGGCUAUGAUUGAAGCUGGCCUCAUUCAAUGUUGUGUUAAGGCGUUAUAUUAUCUAUAUGCAAGAACAACACCCUACAAUAUCAAGAUUGAGAAUUCCAUUGCUGAAACACUAACAUCUAUGGGGAAUAUUUCGUUGAGAUCAAUGGGACACAUUAAUAUCAUUUGGGACAUAAUAAAUGCCUUAUCAUUUUAUCAAGAGAAACAGCCUCAAAACAUUAUCAAAGGUUAUCGAUCGAUAUUGGCAAAGCUACUAAUGAACUGGUUAAAUGGAUUUUUCAUGCCAACAAACGUUCCAUGGAAUUUUAAAGUUCAACAGCUUUCAAAUUUUUCAAUGUCGGAAACAAAAACUAGACUGGAACUUUUAAUUAAUCGCAGCUGUCAAUUUUUCAUGAUUUUCAAUGAAAAAUCUACGCCAACACAAAAUGAAAUUGAAUUAUUUCAAAUGUUGGUCUCCUACAGUAUUGCCACAAAUCAACGUUGCAAUAAUUUCAUCGCAUGGGGUUUACAGCCAUCACAUCCACGCGAUUUGCGUUGUUUUAUCGUUGAUGCCUUAUGGAUUUCGUGUCAAGAUGAUUUUUUGCCCGCCAUUAUAUGUGAUGGAAAGAUGAUCAAAGCAUUGCUAUGGUUGAGUCUUUUAGAAGAUCUAGAUGAGCCCAUCAGCAACUUGCCGAAGUUGUGUAAACGUUUGGGCAUCAAUGAAAAUGAUUCAACAUGGAACCUGGAAAAUGAAUUACAACGCAUAGAGUUGCAAAAAUCAGCAGAAGUUGCAAAGCAAAAAACAUCGUUAGAAAAAACUGUCCACCGUUUUGAAGCAUUGGCAUUGGGUUGUAUAGAAACUUCUAUGAUUACAACCAGAAGAGUAGCAGAAUUACAGAAUUCUGAACGUAAAUUAAUUAUGAAUCACAUGAAGGAUUACGAUGAUACUCACUACUACAACAAAUGGUUAGAAAUUGUCAGAAGGAUGACUCACGAGGGUGCUCCUUGGUUCAGUGAGCAUAACAGUGAAAAUUCUUGGGAAUUGGAUGCAACUGAGGGACCAUCGAGAGUUCAUACGCGCCUCAAACGCUGCCAUUUGGAUCUCGAUAAACGCUUUUUUAUGCAAAGCUAUGAUGAACCGAGCAAUGACACCAUCCAGUGUAAAAAAUCGAUUACACAGCGUUCAGAAUACUCACGACCAUUGGAAUAUCUCAUCUCCAGCUAUGACCAGCAAUUGAACAUAUCAUUAAAUUCACAAAUUCUUUAUAAUUUCCCUGCCAAAUUUCUACCAGUCGAUGGAGAGAUAGAUGGAGAAAUAAUUGUGACUGACCACAAACUAUACUUUUUGGCUACAUAUCGUUGUAAAUAUUUCUAUGUGAACUGUGAUAUAUCAAAUAUAACAGAAAUUUGGCUUAAACGCUAUCAGCACCAGGAGAAAGCGUUCGAAAUAUUUCUGGAUACAAAUCAAUCGUUAUUCUUUUCGCUACAAAAUCAAGAGGAUUGGAAAAUAAUGCGUGAAGUGUUCUGUGAUAAAAUUGUCAUAACACCGGAUCAAAACAAGGUGCUGUUAAUAACCCAACAAUGGCGAGAGGGUUUGUUGACCAAUUGGGAAUAUUUGAUGACAUUGAAUCAAAUUGCAGGAAGAACAUAUAAUGAUCUCAUGCAAUAUCCAAUAUUUCCAUGGAUAUUAUCUAACUAUACAUCAGAUAUUUUGGAUUUAACAGAUCCAAAAAAUUUCCGAAAGUUGCCAAAACCAAUUGCCGUACAAAAUGAAGAGAAUGAACAGCAUUACAUAAAUAACUAUACGUACAUAAAGAAUACAAUGACAAAUAUGGGUUCAAUGAUAUUAAAACCCUACCACUAUAGUUCACAUUAUUCCAAUUCGGGAACUGUAUUACAUUUCUUGGUAAGAGUGCCUCCCUUCACCAGUUACUUUUUACGAUAUCAGGAUAACAACUUUGACAUACCCGAUCGCACGUUCCAUGCUCUAAGUACAACAUUCUGUUUGGCAAGCAGAGAUUCACCGACAGAUGUUAAAGAAUUAAUACCGGAAUUUUUCUGUUUACCCGAAAUGUUUGAGAAUUUUGAACGUUUUAAUUUCGGUUGUCGACAAAAUGGAGAACGUGUUGAAGAUGUUUCCUUGCCACCAUGGUGUUUAAAAGAUCCAAGACUUUUUAUUUUAAUACACCGUCAAGCAUUAGAAUCGGAAUUGGUGCGAAAUAAUUUACAUCAUUGGAUUGAUUUAAUUUUCGGUUAUAAGCAAACGGGAGAUGCAGCUGUUGAAGCGAUCAAUGUAUUCCAUCCGGCGACUUACGCCGUAUUCCUUAAAUCUGAAAUUGAAGAUCCCAUCGAACGUGAAGCUGUUCAAACUAUGGUGAAAACAUAUGGACAAAUGCCAAAGCAAUUAUUUAAAAUACCCCAUCCGCCAUCAAAACAUUUAGCAUAUCAGUGUGAUAAACAAAUUCUGCCAAGUGUUCACGGGUUGAGGUGGGGCGUUUAUGUCGGCUCACCACAAUUACCCGAACCUCUUUUGGGAAAUACCCACAAGCUCAUUGGUGCUGAAUAUUUGUUAUCCUUCAAUAAUACCAAUGUUGUGUACGGUCUACCGUCACGUUCUUGUGUUAUGCAGGGUGCAGAAAUGGAUACGUACAAUGUAAUUUCCUGGGGCUACGAUGAUCGUAUUGUCCGUAUACAACCGUUAAAUAAACUGAAUGCCAAACCGAAAAAUUUAUUAUAUAAUAGUACCUUCGAUGACAUAACAGCGUGUGGCUGUGAUCCAAAUUCAAACCAACUUUGGUUUGGUCACAAAUCUGGACGAAUUUCCAUCUAUAAAUGUUCAAGUAUUGAGGCAAAUUUGAAAAGCGGAAAAAGUCGCCAAAGCUACGUCAAAGAUAUACGGUUUUCCUAUAAUUCUGUAUUUCACAAGAUUAUGAGUAAAGCCAUGGAUUCUGAUGUUGAUUUAACAUCGUCCACUGCAUCGGCAAAUUCAUUGAGUUCCUCUGAAAACAAUUUACACAAAGAUGGAGCCGAUUUAUAUUGGACUGGUCCAACAGUAUUAAUACGACACACAGAUGAAAUAACAUGCAUUACAUUGUCGGUGGAAUUUAAAAUUGCUGUGACUGCGGGAAAAGAUGGUAUUGCGGUAAUUUGGGAUCUGAACGAUUGGAGUUAUGUACGAACAAUUGAAAGACCCGCCGAAAUUCACCACUCACCCAUAACACUAUUGACUAUAAGUCAUACAUUAGGUGACAUUGUUACCGUACAUACAUUAACGCAACCAUCGUCGCAACAGCAACCAAAUCAAAUCACAAUAGACACAUCAACGCCACAUACGUCUAUGGCAUUCACAUCACCACAAGUGCCGACAUCACCUCAGCCAUUAGCCGAUGAAUGUUUUGAAGUUACCGAAGAAAAUCUAGAUGAUUUUGUUAAUGUCUGCAUCAAUCCCAAUGGAAAGUCAAUAUUACGUUUGCAUUCAGUGAACGCUCGAUAUAUACAACACUUUGUACAUGAAGAUCGUAUAACAGCUGUUUGUUAUUCCUACAUCAAAGAGGGUGUUGGUGUUAAUGUAAUUGCGACCGCAGUGGAAGGUGGUAUUGUUCGUUUAUGGUCUAGUUGGAAUUUAAGUUUUAUUACAGAAAUCGUAACCGGUAUAUCGAACAUAAAAAGCCUUACAUAUUCAACACACCAACAUUUGGUUGUACUAACUGAAAACUCCCACAUUCAGGUUUGGGAGACAAUAGGACUGUGUGGCAAUUCUCCAAAAUUUCCGCAAAUAGCAUAUAAAUAAUAUUAGAAAGGUACUU